Molecule: messenger RNA, 484 nt
Organism: Striga asiatica
Lineage: Eukaryota; Viridiplantae; Streptophyta; Magnoliopsida; Lamiales; Orobanchaceae
Source: the annotation of a GenBank genome assembly
GUGGUGGUGUUCGUGUUCGAGUCGGAGGGGCUGAGGGCCGCGGCGGAGCGGCUGUGGCCGGCGGAGAUUCCGCUAGGGGAGGUAAACCGGAGGCUGAUCCGGGGGAUGGCGGGUUGCGAGAUGGCGCGGUUCAAGUUCCGGAAGGGGUGCGUCACGUUCUACGUGUACGCGGUGAGGAGGUGCGGCGGAUCAGGGUUCGGGUGCGCCGAGGAUCUGAGGGAGAUUCUGCAGGCGGUGGCGGCGCUCAAGGAUUUCCUCGAUCACACGGCAAUGCUCGCCAUGCCCAACCAGAGGAGUAUAAACUACGCGCCGCCGCUGGCCGUGCAGUUUUUGGUGGAUCAGCCUGACUCAUGACCCUGACACUCACCAAUCAACAUCCAACUGGAAUCCACAAAUAUAUGUGUCACUUCGAUAACAAAUAUAUGGGAUAAUUCUUAAUAAAUUCAUAAAUCAUAAUUUAUUUUGUAUAACAAUUUUUUGGAAG